AUGCACGGACACGGAGGACACGGAGGACAUUAUGAAGGCGGCCAUGGAGCCUAUGAACAUCAUCAAUCCGGGCAUGGAAUUGGUCAUCAUGAAUCGGCUGUGAAUCACGGAUAUUCAACUGGUCAUGGCUAUGCACAUGACACUCAUUCAAAUAUGGGUUACGGUCACAACGGAUCUCAUCAUCAACCAGUCUAUCCAUCUAAUGGUCAUCAUCAAGUCGAGAAGCGAAACAAUUAUCGUGCGGCGAAACAUCGUCGCAUCGUCUUUUUUGAAGACUCCACGUCAAUGACGGCU
This is a messenger RNA of Mesorhabditis belari, 294 nucleotides long. The record is from the annotation of a GenBank genome assembly. Lineage: Eukaryota; Metazoa; Nematoda; Chromadorea; Rhabditida; Rhabditidae.